Molecule: messenger RNA, 8004 nt
Organism: Sardina pilchardus (European sardine)
Lineage: Eukaryota; Metazoa; Chordata; Actinopteri; Clupeiformes; Clupeidae
Gene: pde4dip
Product: phosphodiesterase 4D interacting protein
Biological process (GO): regulation of Golgi organization; centrosome cycle; positive regulation of microtubule nucleation
Cellular component (GO): Golgi apparatus; centrosome
Molecular function (GO): molecular adaptor activity
Source: RefSeq, a predicted model, not a curated record
GAGAGAGAGAGAGAGAGAGAGAAAGAAAGAGAAAGAGACCUUCACCUCAGUGCUGUUUACCACUGAAUCAGUCUGUGUGACUGCGUCUCUGUGCAUGUGUGUGUUUUUGUGUGUGAGAGAGAGAGUGUACGAGGGAAAAGACUUCUAGACCUUGGCUGGCUCGCUUGACUCUUGGUCUGGUCAGGCUGCCACGUCAGAUGGCUGCGUUUGGCCCUCUGUCCCUGGGGGAGAGAGAGAGCUGGAGCUCCUGGGACUAACUUCUGUCCAGGCUAGGCUAGCUUAGGCUAAGCUAACCCAAGCUAAGCUAAAGGGACCAGGGAAACCACAGGAGCAGUGGGAGCUCAGAAGUAGCCACAGACUGGGACAGGAGGAGGACAGGGCUCGGGAGGGCUCUGCUGCAGUGAAGCUGUGGAUUGUAUCUGAAUGUGCCUAUUUUUCUACCCAGUGGCUUGGACGUUGCGAGGAUGAGUGGAUAUCUAUACAGGGGCAGGCACUAUGGUGGGAACAGAGAAGGCCGACCAAAGAGCAUGGUUGACAUGAGUGAUUUGUCAUGUGAGGAGAUGGACAAAGGACCCCCUCUGCACACACACAGCCUCAGGGAGUUUGAGCAGGACCUGCUGAGUGCACUUCAGAAGGCCGGCACUGAGCUCCAGCUGCUGGAGGAGGAGCUGAGGGAGAAGGAGGGAGAGAGGGAGCAACAGCUGGAGGAGAGAGAGAAGACCGUCAGACAGCUCAGGAACUCACUGCAGCACAAGGACAAGCUGCUGGAGGACUACGGCGAUCUAUUGGACAGUGCUGGACAGAGAGGCUCUGGCGAAAGGACCCGUGAGUGUGUGAUCACCAAACUCAAGCAGCGCAUCCAGGAGAGAGACCGCGCCCUGGAGCGUGCGGUGGAUGAGAAGUUUGUGUGUGUGGAGCAGAGGGAGCUGGAGGUGCGCAAGCUGCAGUUGCAGCUCCGGGAGAAGGAGAGGGACCUGGACAAACUGCGCUGCGUGUGUGCCAACAACGAGGAGACCAUAACGAGUCUGGAGGCCCUGCUGCGUGGGAAAGGCCUUGAGGUGGAGCAGGUGUGUGAGGCGUUGCGGAGUGCUCAGUGUGUGCAGCGGGACUCUGAGGAGCGACACACACUCGGCCUGCGUGAGAGGGACACACUCAUCAGUCAGCUGCAGAGCACACUGCAGACCCACGCCAAGGAGAACGAGACCCUGACCUCCAGUUUGCUCAGUAAGCUCUCUGUGAGCCCGGCCACUGUGGUAGAGGAGCUGAAGACCCGCUUGUCCCUGAAGGAGAAGCUGAUCCAGGACCUGCUGCGCGACCGCAGCCAUCAGACACAGGAGCACCAGGCCCAGGUCCAGGACCUGCUCAACACCAUCAGCAGCAGGGACGAGUACAUCCAGGAUGCAGCAGGGCGUGUGGGCGAGGUGAUGAGUGAGCAGACGGCUCGCGUGCAGGAGCUGCGCAGGCAGCUGGUGUGUGCGCAGACGCAGGAGAGCGCCGCAGACACAGCUGCUCACGCAGACGCACAGGCUCUUCAGGAGGAGCUUGGCCUGGCUCUGCGCCGGGAGAGGGAGGCUCAGCAGGAGCUGUCCGCCCUCAGAGCAAGCCUUGCAGGGCAGCAGAAACAACUCCAGGCCCAGGCUUCACUGCUGGAGGCCCAAUCACAGCCUGACAAGGACCCUGACUACCAGGAGGCUGCCAUGGAGAUGGAGCAGACCAGCCAAUCCCAGGCUGAGUUUGCAGAACUCUUCUCAGAGCUCGAUGAAGAUGAUGAUGACGAGGACGAUGAAGACUUCGGCAGUGAGUUUGCUUAUAGCAUCGACGACGAGGAGAACUCCAAUCUAACUGCACAGAGUCUGGCGGCCAUGUCGGGCGGUGGAGGACUGCAGCUGUCCCAGGAUGCCGCAGUGGAGGAAGUAAAGCAGCUGGUGGAGCAGAAGCGGGCGGUGGAGAGAGAACUGUCCGAGCUGCGCACUCAGCUGGAGAAGAGCGGAUACUCCUCUCUCUCACACAUGAGGAGGGCACUGGCCGGCUUGCAGGCAGAGAACCAGCAGCUCCGCUCCCUGUUGCCUGCCGAAGCGGCGGGUCAGACGCCGGACGACGGGGACAAGUGCCCUGGCACAGGCACCCAGCUGCGCUCCACCGAGGGCAAACGAUCCUGCCCACGCCCCCAGUCCCUGGACCUUGGGGCCCUGCUGUCCCAUUCUGUGCAGACUGAGCAGCGGGGCGUGUGUGACGUGGAGAGCCCUGUGGAGGAGGCGUUGCGUAGCGACCUGCAGCAGGUGCAGCAGCGCAGUCAGGACCUGCAGGAGAGACUCAUGGUGUCCGAGGCCACCGUGCAGGCCCAGGCCGAGCAGCUCAAGGACUACAGGGAGCUACUCACUGAGAGUGCGGUGGUGCAGCAGGACAGUAAGCAGGUGCAGGUGGAUCUGCAGGAUCUGGGUUACGAGACCUGCGGCCGCAGUGAGAAUGAGGCCGAGAGAGACGACACCAGCAGCCCAGAGUUUGAUGAUCUGGAGAUGUGCACGUCUCUCUCCCGGCUGGACGACAGCGCUCCUGCCUCCGUCUGGUGGUCCGGCGCUGCCUCCGCCUCGGCCUCUGUCUCCACCUCCACCUCCGCCUGCGGCACCACCACCACCGCCGCCACCGCCGGCGUGGGUCCCGGGCGAGGCGGCGAGGGCGAGGUGGCGCGCCUGCAGCGGCUGGUGGAGGAGCUGCGCGGGCAGCUGGAGCGCGCCCAGUCGGUCAUCCGCGGGCUGCAGGCGCGCCUGCGCGACCUCACGCCCGCCGGGACGCCGCGCAAGGUCAGCUGGCAGGCGCACGCCACCGCGGGCGCCACCGACGACGACGAGGGCUGGCAGUCGUCCUCGGACGCCGGCGGACCCUCCUCCUCCUCCGCCGCGGCCAGGCCGCUGGGCCACGAGCGCGAGCUGCGCGACCUGGUGUGCCGCGUGACCUCGCUGGAGGAGCAAGUGAGGGAGAAGGGCAAAGGUCACGUCAUGGAGACGGGCAAAGCCGUCAGUUCGCCAGGGCGUUUUGAUUCGCUGAUCCAGGCGCAGGCGCGCGAGCUGUGCGUGUUGCGCCAGCGGACGCGUGAGGGCGCCAGCCUGUGCCAGCUGCUGGCGCAGCACCUGAGCGAGACCACCAAGGCCUUCGAGGAGCUGCUGCGCGCCAACGACGUGGACUACUACAUGGGCCAGACCUUCAGAGAGCAGCUGUCCCAGAGCAGCAGCCUGGCCCUGCGCCUCGGCUCCACCAUCAGCGGACGGGACCACACUGACCUGCCCGAUGACAACGACAAGACUGAGCUGCUGGCUAUCCGGCUGAGCAAGGAGCUUCAGCAGAAGGACAAACUCAUCGAGUCUCUGCGCUCUAAACUGGAGCAGUCCCGUCCGGACACGCCCGUCAGCAGUCACGCCCUCUCAGAGGUGACCGACCAAUCGGACAGGAUCUCCUUCGUGUCAGAUGAACCGGGCUCCAUCAAUGAGGAUCUGGAGCUGGGCUCGGAUGUGGACACACCCAGUGAGUUUGGUCACGAGGAGAGAUCUACCACAGGCUCCCUCCGUCACAGAGAUGUCCCCCAGCAUCCCUCCAUCCCUCCCUCCAUCUCCUCAUCGCACCAGUCCUCCAGGAGCUGCCACAGCAUGCACUGCACGCCGCAGAGGCACAUGGACGCUCACUCCCAAACAGGCCUUUUAGCUGGACUCGUGCCUGAGUCCCCCUCUCUCGCUGCCCCUUUCCUCCCCUCCACCCCCUCCGCCCAGCCCCCCCUCCUGCGGGCCCGUUACCAGGACAGCAGGGGCUUCUCUCUGGCCGCUGUGCAGCAGGAGCUUCACAUGCUGCAGAGGCAGCUGGCCAGCAAUGAGCGCGCUGGUCUCAUGGGCUCUGCCAUCAAGCCCCAUCCAGGCUUCCCAUUGGCCACUCCGCCCCAGCCCGACCCCAACCGCUUCUUCCCGAUGUCCCAUCAUGCACUUCACCAGUCGCCCCUGGCGGGGGUCAAUGCCAGCCCGGGAGCGGGCCUGCUGGAGAGCAGUGCAUUGUGGGAUAUGGCCUAUGGGGCUCAUCCAGGAAGGACAGUUGCUCAUGGAGAUGUGUCUUCAGGAUCGUCAGGGUACCAGUCAGGUACCAGCCAUGCAGGCACAGACCUGAUGGAGGAACACCUGAGGGAGAUCCGUUGCCUACGGCGACGCCUGGAAGACUCCAUUCAGACUAACGACCGACUGAGACAGCAGCUGGAGGAGAGACUCGCCUCAAUGGGGAGAGAAGGAGGAGUGGCCCCCACCAACAUCUACAUUCAGGGGCUGGAUUCUGUCAGUCAGCUGUCUGGUCAGAUUAGAACUCUGAAGGAGGAGAACCAUGCCCUGCAGUCACGCCUCGACCAGGCCACCAGAGAGGGCAACAGAGAGGCGGAGCUGCUGCGCGAGUCGCUGGCUAGCGGGCGCGGGCGUCUGAAGGAGGCGGAGCUUGAGAUGGAGAGGUGGGCGGAGCAGUGCAAGCGUCUGCAGGUGCAGGCCAGAGAGCACGCGCACACCAUCCAGCAGCUGCAGCAGGACAGACACAACCACCAGGAGGACUCCAGCAGGCUGCAGCACGAGGUGAACGUUCUCCAACAGCAGCUGCGUGAGAGCAGGCUUCUGGUUGUGUCUCUACAAAAUCAGAUCCAGACCUACCAGAGAGCAAGUGCCACCUCCCAACACACACACUUGGCAGCUCAGGUGGAGGGCUACAGUCGGCCCCUGGACCUGCACGAGCUGCAGUCCGACAUGCGCAGCCUGCACGCCCAGCUGGAGCAGCAGCUCCAGACUCAGUCUCCCGCCCGGAAGCAGCUCUUCCACGACCCCUCCUCCUCUCCACCUGUGAGGGACACGGGGCCUCUCAGUCCAGCCUCCCCUCCGGCUGAACCACACGCUGGAGCCAGAGAGAAACACGGCACCCCUCUGGAGGCUGGCGCCCCGGGCAGUGGCCUCCCUCCCCCAGAAGGGGAGCACGUGGUCGGGCACGCCGAUGACUACACCGCCCUGCUGCAGCAGCUCCUGGAGGGCAAGGUCCUCAUCAGCAAGAUGGAGGCCAUGCUACAGCUCUCCGGCCAGCACAAACUGCAGCAGGGAUCUGUGAGGAGUCUUUUGACUGGCACUAGGACCCUGAAGAGGAUUUUGGAGGAGGCAGGUUCUCUGCUCAAAGGGUUUUGGAAAGCAACACUUCCCAGUGAAAUGUCCAGCCAACAGAGCACAAAGGAUGAGGAGAUCGCUGAUCUGAGGAAGAAGCUUCAGGAGCAGCAGCAGGCUCUGAAGGAGGCCUUGGAGAACCUGAGGAGCUCCAACCAGUCCAGAGAGGGCAUGGAGAACUUCAUCACUAGCCAAUUAUCAAGAACACGAGAUGUGCUGAAGAAAGCCCGUUCCAACUUGGAGAAGAAUGAGCUCAAGCUUUCCUCCUUAAGCUGCUCCUCCUCCUCUGUCCCUCCCUUCUAUCCUUCUCUUUCCACACCUCCCCGGUCUUCCAAAGGUGAAGUCCCAGACCGGCCCCGUGAGUGGCCCAGCGCUCCUGGUUGGGGUUUCGUGACCCCUCAGAUCCAAGAGAGACCUCAGGGGACAUCCUUCCCCUUCGUGAGACCGCGUCCCCUGGAGGCCUAUUCCUACUAGCCCGAGCCAGGAGCCCUGUUUCCUCCCAGAAAGCGACACUUCCUGUUCAAACAGGAAGUGGCAUCUAUACUGAGAGCUAAGAGACUGAGAAGUGGGUGGGGGAGUCUGCCUGUUCUGUGAUGACAAAGGAAAGGUUAUAGGAACGUUUACUGCUGCUCUGUGUCGGGUUGCACACAGUAUGUUGUUCAUAUAGUUUGUUUAGAUAUCUCUGUUAAGGCCUCUCAUCUCGUAGUUGCUCCUUCUGUUUUCACUCUUAGUCCCCCUAGACUAGAGCACACAUGAUUAGAUAUUGGCUCUUAUAGUAACAGUCUUCUUCAGGUCACAGUGUUGGCUGAUCAAAGCAUCAGUGAUGGAUGGUGAGCAAGGAUCAGUAGUGCAUAUUGUAUGCAAUCAGCCAAUUUUGCAGUCGGUUUAUAGAAAGUAGUAAGGAAUCUCAUUGGAACUACUGGGAGUACACCCAGUACGGCAAGGAUACUCAAACCAGUCAUCUGCUGGUUUAUGUGUGUUUGUAAGAUUAUGUGUGUGUCUUUGUGUGGGUGUGUGUGUGUGUGUGUGUGUGUGUGUGUGUGUGUGCACACACACAUGGGGAAAACAAGCCAUAACCAGUGUCAUCUUAAUCGUUUACUGCUCCAAAAGAGUUUGGACUACUAAUACAUUAGUUUUGUUGUAAUGCUAUUUCUCUCAUUGCCUUUAUUGUAUUUUUUUUUCAGUAUUAGUUGGAGCUCAUAGGUGUGUGCUGUUUAUCUUCUCUAGUUUAGCGUGAGGACCUGUAACUGCAGGUUACUGUCGCCGUAGGUUUACCACUUUGCAUUGUGGUACCUAUGCAGGUGCCUAUGGUACCUGUGUCAUACUGAGCAUGUGCAAUAAGAACUACUGUACCAACCAGCCUGAACUUUGACCUUUGACACUGUAAACCUAGUGUUGCCCUGAUGAUGGGAGACAGACCGACCGUGCAAUAAUCUAGCAGGACUUUCGUAUGCAGACUGACCGAAGGCUAGUGUCAGCAUAGAGAGGGCAAAACGAUUCAAGGAGUAAAAGACUGUUUGUGUUUCACACAGGCUUUGCUGAUACUGCCAAAGUCUGACCGUCUGUGUGUGUGUGUGUGUGUGUGUGUGUGUGUGUGUGUGUGUGUGUGUGUGUGUGUGUUUGUGACCCCAUGAGAUUAUUAUGUUCCUGUUUGUGUAAUAUUGCCCGUCAUAGGAAAUAAUUGAUGUUCAUCCCUUUUAUUUACUUUUUUGAUACACUGUUGAAUAACUGGUCCAAUUUUUUCUAUUGAUUUUUAUUUUUAGCACUUCCCUUAUAUGGACCAUGCAUUGCUGAAAAAUUUCUUGACUUUAAGUACCCAAACUAUUUUGAUUUAGGAAAUAUGACCUUUAUCUACAACCUUUAUCUGCGGUGUCUUUAAGGAAAGUGGAAUUAGAAUAUAUUGCCAAGUACCUUUUUUAGGUCAGGAUACUGAGCAGGGAAGAGCGUAGAGAACCAAAAUGCAGCACACACAAUGAAAAGGUCUUGAAUGCAAAAUGAGGACACACAUAACAGUGUGUGUGUAUGUGCGUGUGGGUGGGUGUGGGUUUGUGUGAAUGUACAGUAUGUGUGUGCAUGUUGUGUCUCUUUCCAAAGACAAGCUGAAGGGUUUUUUUUUUAACUAGCUGGUGGUGUUUGCUUUAAAUGUUAAGAUAUGCAGUUGUUGGGUGACUGGGUAGCGAUCUGUAGAGUUGACUCUGAAGUGCCAAGUGUCUGACCUCUCGUCUUCCUGUCUGUCUGAUGUCUAUGCUCUGGAGGCUCAUUGAACGCCCUGUGUUACUAUAGACACUCUCAUAGAGGAAUCAUGUUAGAAUAGACCAGCGAAAAGCUAUUGCCGACACUGUCCACACUCAAUAAACACACCACUUGCCAUACUCACCAGCUCCUAAAUCGAGCCCUUCUUUAGCGAUGCCCAACAGGUGCCAAACCGGCCACCAUAGUGGACCCCAGAUAGCCAAACCAGCAGAAGAGCCAGGCCUUUCUUAUCAAUGUCUUUAUGAGGUCUCUCCUGUAUGUUUUACUUGUACAAAGAAAAGGAACAAGUAAAGAUAAAAAAAAAAGACCAAAGCGACUGACAAAUCAAGUGUACAGGCAGGUUGUGCGCCGCCUCUGGUGGUGAGUGCAUGGAGAGUAGAUCUGUAGAUGCUGGCAGUAGGCCUCUGACUGUGCAGGAGGCGUGUAUGAUAGUGUAUAUAUCAGAGGAACCUGAUGGCAUAUAUGAGAUGGGUGUUGUGGGGGCUUGGGUUGACAGAGGCGCAAAUGGACGCAGUGUACAGUAUGUCUAUGCAUGUGUGCUUCAAAAGGGGGCACCGCAGCUUUUAAUAAAAAAGGGAAUGAGAAUGAA